This is a messenger RNA of Neopelma chrysocephalum (saffron-crested tyrant-manakin), 1832 nucleotides long. It is a transcript of the gene RIDA, whose product is annotated as reactive intermediate imine deaminase A homolog. Gene Ontology annotation, molecular function: deaminase activity. NCBI's taxonomy places the organism in Eukaryota, Metazoa, Chordata, Aves, Passeriformes, Pipridae. The coding region runs from base 74 to 484 and encodes 136 amino acids. Gene Ontology annotation, cellular component: cytosol. The record is from RefSeq and is a predicted model, not a curated record. The transcript is spliced from 6 exons.
GACGGCAACACCGGCACCGACGGCAACACCGGCAACACCGGCACCGACGGCAGCGCCAGCGCCAGCGCCAGCUAUGACCUCGCUCAUGAAGAAAAUAAUCAGCACUACCAAGGCCCCUGCACUGGGUCCCUACAGCCAAGCCGUGCUGGUGGACCGGACAAUGUACAUUGCGGGACAGAUAGGCUUGGAACCUUCCACCGGGCAGCUUGUCUCUGGAGGGGCAAAGGAGGAAGCUAAGCAGGCUCUAAAAAACAUGGGAGAAAUCCUGAAAGCUGCAGGCUGUGACUAUGGCAAUGUUGUGAAGACUACGGUUUUGAUGGCAGACAUGAAGGACUACAAUGAUAUUAAUGAUGUUUAUAAGCAAUUUUUCAAGGCAAACUUUCCAGCCAGGGCAGCCUAUCAAGUUGCUGCUUUGCCCAAAGGUGCCCGAGUUGAGAUUGAAGCUAUUGCCAUUCAUGGGCCCCUCCAAGAUGCUUCAGCCUGACUAUAAACAGAGACUGGAUAUCCUACAGCGGCAGUUUUGGAUUUGAUUAAUACUUCUCCCUUUACAUCCGAUUCCUACAGUUGACUAACAGCAGUUACAUGCAGUUGAAAGUAGUAAAUUUACCAAGGAAAGGUGCCUUCUUCUGGAUUGGGGCCUUGGAUUCUCUGAAAUAUGAGGUUACAGUGAGUUCUCCGCCAGCAUACCCUGAAACCUGUGGGAGUCCUGCUAAAAUCAGCUGAUCUUGAUUGCAGGACAGGGCCCAACUUUGUGAUGGUCACUGGAUAUUCAGGUAUUAAGGUACAUGUUUGGGUGAACUUAUGACAGUUAUACUAUGUGUGAUCUGGACAUAGAAAACUAUAAUGAUUUGUAAGUAACAAUUUUAAAUAAGAAAAAAUUACAGAAAUGAGAAAACAGAACACUUGAAUUGCUUAGGACAUAUUUUCACUUUUGAGGAAUUUAUUUGUUUCUGAAUUGUCUUAACCUCUUUCUUUACAUAAUAGAUUACUGUUGGGAGUCACUUUUUUUUCAAACAAUGUAAACAAUUGUUUAAGAAAGUUAAUUUCAGAAAUAAGAAAAUUAUGCUUUUCUGAAGUGAAGUGCUAACUUUAUAAAUCAACUGUAAAUUAAUAUCUACCUGAACUUUUUUCAUAAUUUUUCAUAGCAAUUCAACUUUGACUGUGUUUUGAUUUAAAAAAAAAAACAAGCUAAAAUCCACCAAAAAAAAGUUUAAUGAGAAUAAAAUAUAAUUGCAACUGCAAAAAUGUGCUUGUCUAUUCUGGGAACAAACUUCUUUUCCUGAUUGUGCUUUGAUUAUCCAUUACAAAAAAAAAUCCCCAUUUUGCUUAUUCAAUAAGAAAUAAUUUGAACCAGAAGAAUAGGCUUAUUAUCUCUCUCCUAAUAGCUAAGGAUGAAAUUCUCCAAGACAGGAAGAUUUCAGCAAUUGUGGCAUUACAAUUAUUGGCUUUUUUUUGCUGCCAUUAGGGCAGAAGCAUCAGUUUGAUGGGGUGAUUAAGCCAUAUUGAGAAGUCUGACUGGUGCUGCUAGUAAGUUAUCCCAUCCUUACUGAUCUUCUAACCAAGUAGCAAUGGAUAUUGUGUUUUUAAGUAUCUGUUUGAAAGUCAGCUGCCUCGUGGCAGAGUUGAUUCCAUCUUCCCCACAGCCAUGUGACUAAGCACAGUUGAUUUAUUCGGGGGGAAAUGAGCAGAAAUUCUUUCCUGCUAUAGUCUGUCCACCUCAACAUCUUUUUUUUGCUCUCUUCUGUGAAGAUGGCCAUCAGAUUGCGUAUGGAUGCUACUGUCGCUGUGUCUUCACUGUCUUUGUGUAGAAAGUAAAAAUAGCUAUUAACAGC